Arabidopsis thaliana (thale cress) is the source of this 1413-nucleotide messenger RNA. Its product is annotated as P-loop containing nucleoside triphosphate hydrolases superfamily protein. The record is from RefSeq and is marked reviewed. Gene Ontology annotation, molecular function: ATP binding; ATP hydrolysis activity. The transcript is spliced from 2 exons. Bases 1 to 1413 code for a protein of 470 amino acids. Gene Ontology annotation, biological process: response to stress. Lineage: Eukaryota; Viridiplantae; Streptophyta; Magnoliopsida; Brassicales; Brassicaceae.
AUGUUUUCUCUUAGAAAUCUUCCUUCGCUUGCACCGUUUGUCUCAGCCUACGCAUCAUUGACGGGAUACGUCAUGAUGAUCAAACCAUUUCUUGAGAUGACAAUUCCACCUCCGUUACAAAACUACAUGAUCUCUUAUCUCAAUUCUUUCUUGCACUCUACUCCAUCGACUCUCACGCUCAUCAUCGAUGACCAUAUCAAGAAUGGGAUGUAUAACGAGCUCUACGGGGCUGCUCAGGUUUAUAUUUCUACCAAGGUCAACCACAACGCGGAAAGGCUAAGGAUCUCUAGAGACCGCAGUGAGAAAAACGUCAAUAUACACUUCAGCGUAGGAGAGGUUGUCUCGGAUAUCUACCAAGGCAUUGAGGUCAAGUGGCGGUUUUGUGUUGACAGCAAUAAGAGCAAUAUGGUUCAUUAUUUUGGGGAACAUUUUAAGCUAAACCCCGAUCGGGAGUGCGUUGAGCUUAGCUUUGAAAAGAAACACACAGAGUUGGUCUUGAAUUCUUAUAUACCUUACGUGGAGAGCAAGGCAAAGGUGAUCAACAACGAGAGGAAAAUCCUCAAGAUGUACUCCUACUGUUGUAUGUAUCUAAAAUGGCAAUCCGUGAACCUCGAGCACCCGUCAACAUUUGACACCAUGGCUAUGAACGAAGAGCUAAAGCGGUCUGUGAUGGGAGAUCUUGACCGGUUCAUCAGAAGGAAAGAUUUUUACAAAAGAGUUGGGAAACCUUGGAAAAGGGGUUACUUGCUGUAUGGACCACCUGGGACUGGGAAGACUAGCCUAGUUGCAGCCAUUGCUAACUACCUCAAGUUUGAUAUCUAUGAUCUCCAGCUUGCAAGCGUGAGGGAGGACGCUGAUCUAAGGAGAUUACUUCUCGGUACUACCAACAGCUCCAUUCUUUUAGUAGAAGAUAUAGAUUGCGCCGUGGAUUUGCAUACAAGGUUGCAACCUAAGACUCAAGAUGAUACUAAGGGAUCAUCAAUGUUGACAUUGUCAGGGCUCUUAACUUGCAUAGAUGGGUUAUGGUCGAGCUGUGGAGAUGAACGCAUUGUAAUCUUCACCACAACCCACAAGGAGAGGCUCGAUCCGGCAUUGCUUAGGCCAGGACGUAUGGAUAUGCAUAUUCACAUGGGACAUUGUUGUUUUGAUGUAUUCAAGACUUUGGCAUCUAACUACUUGGGCUUGUCUCACGAUGACCCUCACCAUCUUUACCCGGAAAUCGAGCGUUUGAUAAAAGGAGAAGUGUUGACUCCAGCUCAAGUUGCAGAGGAGCUAAUGAAAAAUGAGGAUCCUGAUGUGGCGCUCGAGGGUUUGGUUAAGGUUCUCAAAAGGAAGAGGUUAGAGUUGGAGAAGUAUGAUGGAGAAACUGGAAGAGGAGGAUUGAGGAAACCGGAAUUGCAAUUCUUUUUAUGA